UUUGAAGGCAGCACCGCAUAGGACUGCCCUACCAGGAAGACGAGGACAAACUUAAAAGACGGUAGGUGCUGUUUAAUUAGUGUUUAAUGAAAACAAAUGUUAUCAUUCGGACAUCAUAGUAAAAGAGACAUAGAGUCUUGUAAGCUUAACGUUUAAGGGCUUUAAUACAGGAGCAGGCCAGGGGGUAAAGAGGCCAAGAACAGAGGACAUCUACAACAUCUGUUGGCCAGAAUGGACAGCCAGGAGGUGGGGGGUUUACUGGACGAGUGCCUCGGAGCAGUGGCAGCAGCUCAGCAGUCCACCCAGCCCACGGAGGCAGAGAGGCACAACCUCUGGAGCUGCACAGACUCGUUGUGUGCAGAACUGGCCUCUCUCCUGCAGGAGGCAAUGGAAAUGAAGUGGCCCUUUGUGCCGGAGAAGUGGCAGUAUAAAGAGUCGCUCAAUGCCAAAGACAAGACCAACCUUAGUGACCUUAUCAGCAAGCACCUCUCUCCGCUACUGGCUGUUCUGAAGGCUUCCAUCGCGGCUCAGGAGGCACGCACGGCACUGGCGGUGGUCUUCCUGGUCGACCGCUUCCUCUACUGGACGGACGAGUCCAGGCGGCUGCUCAAGAUCACCAAGCUGCUCCACAGACGCCACCCUGACACCCCCGUGGCCCCCCAGCUGGUCAUACGACAGGCCAGAGUCUACGUUAACUCUGGCAAACUACAAAAGGCAGAAUACAUACUGAGCAGUCUGAUUAACAAUAGCGGGGCCACAGGUUGUUGGGUGUACCGCUCUGAGAGUGACAGGGCUCUUGUGCAGGCUGUUAGUGUUCAAGUACGUGGAAUGAUUUUGCAGAAGCUAGGCCUGUGGCUAGAGGCUGCACAGCUAAUCUGGGCCUCUCUGGUCGGCUACUACACACUUCCUCAACCUGAUAAAAAGGGCAUUGGAACCUCUCUUGGCAUACUGGCCAACAUAUUGGUGUCUAUGAACGAUGAGGACUUCCACGCUUUUAGGACUAAUCCAGAUAUUGAUUUGUCUUUACUUGGGGACAGGAGUCAUCGUCUUCUUUCAGCAGCUCAGGCAGCUAAGAUGGCGGUAGUUUACAGCCAGUACACUUCACUCUAUGUGUUGACCAAUGUGGCAACCCAAGGGACCUGCUUGUUAUCGUACAGUUUCUCAGUGGCGUGCCCUGCCUCUGAAAGGCAGUCUUUCCUCCUGCAGGCGAGAGAGGCGUUUGCGAUCGGCCUGCUCACCAAAGCAGAGGGCGAGCUGGUCACCAGCCAGCAGGAGCUUCACACCUUCCUCAAGGCUGCCUAUUCUCUCACUGUCGCUCACAAAUGGCUCGGCACUCCUCAGGAGGUCGUGGCGCAGGCAACUCAAGCUUGCCAAAAAGCUUUAGCGAAUUUCUACGAUUACUGCAAUGCAGAUACCCAAGACAAAGACGGCCUCUGUGCUGAAAUCAUGCAUCUGGUCGGACAAGUCAAGCUUCUGUUGAGAGUGGAGCCUUUCCUUAAUUCAGACAAGGGGUCUUUUAUCCCGGACAGCUACGGAAACAUCAAGGACACAUUGGUCAAUUUCACUCUGGAGGGUUUCGCCAAGGUGAUGAAGAGAUUCCAGAAGUAUCACGCGUCACUGUGCGAGACAACCAACACACGCUGUAAGGGGACCAAAGACGACAUAGAUGAGGCGAGGUUAUGUAUAACUGCACUGGGGACAACCAUUGGUACGCUCUACACAGAAUGCAGCACCAAGGCCUGCAAAGUGGCACCCAAAGGAGAGGAGCCACAACAGAGAGGUUCAAGUUCACCUGCUGUGCACCCACCUCAAAGGUCUGACCUGUGUACCACUCUGGGAAGCACAGAUAACCUUGGCUCUUCAUGGCAGAACUUCUCCUUGAGUAGUUCAGGGUCUCCUAGGCCCAGCAGCAGCGGCUUCACAGGAAGUAGUGGCGUUGAACGUGAAGCAAAAGCACGUAAUCAGAGCUGCCUGACCACUGAGGUUGAUGAUGACAGGUCAGACAGUGUGCUACAAUCUGCUGAUGGAAACAAGAAGCGAGGCUUACAUGGUUGUAACUCUGGUGUUGGUUCCCAAACAGUCCUUAGUUCAGCAAUACCUGCCUCUUCCUCAUCCAAUGGGAGUGCCGAUUUGGAGAAAUUUGAAGUGAUUCAAGCUGGAAUAGAGACACUGGACACUGACGAGGAUUGGAUGACUGAUGUUGGUGUGGCGCCGAAACCGUCAGCAGUUGAGGGAGCAGCACAAUCCUUAUCCCAGCUAGCUCUCAGAACAUCCUCCAGCUCGCUCGGUGGCAGUUUCAGUUCCCAGUCGUCGUGGGAGAAACUUUCAGCUGACCUGAACUCCCCCACAAACAGAAAACCUCAGCCAAGCAGCCUUUCAAAAGCAGGAAGCGUUCGAAGCAGCAAGUCAGUAGAGUCUGAUGGGAGUUUCUUCCUCUUGGAAACGCUGGAUUCUGAAAGCAGUGAUUCUGCUCAUGAUCCCACGCACAAAACCCACACACCUGGAUGGGAAUUCAGACCUCUGGAGAGCCUCAACAUUGACCCAAAUAUCGACAGUGAAGUUGACUCAAUAUCCGUAAAACCUGCUACUUUAGCAACCCCUCACCCAAACCUUCCUGAGCAGUGUGCUUCCACUGAAACCUCCACAGAGAGUUCAUUUGAGAUGCUGGAGGAGCAUCAGGGUGGACCCCAACACAGUGGCGUUACUUCUUCAGAAAAAGUGAAUGUCCCUCAGAUAAAGAACCCCUUGUGCUACAGCUGUCUUAAACACAGCGCUGUAACUAGCGUUGUCCCCGAGAGUCAGUAUAUGUUGUCACAGCAGGAUUUCCAAGCACUACUGGCUGGAGUUUGCCAUGAAUGUCUGCUGAAGAGACUUCACAGCGACAAGACACAAUUCAAACUCAAGUCGCACAGAACUGCGUACAGUGCUCUUCAUUUGAAGUUCUCUAAGGCCACAGGGCUGUGGACAGCCAGGGAGACGUGUGCUUACAUCGGGGAGCCGAUGGGGAUGCAGGGCAAGCAGAGAGCGGCAAUAUGGGUGCAGUUUUUACACCAGGAGGAGAGGUUAAGCAGUUAUGUUGGAAAAGAUUACUUGAAGCCAAAGGAGAUCCAGUUUCAUCUGAAAGAUGUGGAGAGACAGAUGACAGCCCAGUACUAUGUGACGGAAUUCAACAAGAGUCUUUAUGACAAGGAAGUCAUGGCUCAGAUCUUCUUCAUUCCCUCGGAGGCACUACUGAUUCUGAAUGGAAAUGAGAUUGCAGGCUGUGUAACAGUGGAGCCCUACAUGCUUGGGGACUUUGUCAAACUGACCAACAACACUGGAAAGAAGGACAAGAGCUUCCAGGCUACAGAAUAUGGCCUUGCCUUCGGACACUUCACCUACCUGCUCUCUGAGUGCCAGGAAGUUGUUGUAGACCUGCAAGGGUGGGUGACAGCCAAUGGCAAAGGGCUGACCUACCUCACCGACCCCCAGAUUCACUCCACCAAGACCCCCAAAGGCCCCUCCAACUUUGCUGCCAGAGGCCUCAGGUACUUCCUGGAGGAGCAACACGGACCAGAGUGCAAUGGCAUCUGCCAACUGCUCACGCUACCUCCUGUGGUCACACAGCCACAUGUUCAGCCUCAGAAACUUUGAGGAGUUGUAUGUGUGUUUGAGUGUUUUUAUUCAGAAAUGAGUUCAAAUAAGAAAUAAUAAGUUUUUUUAUCUUAUAAAGUAUGAGCAACAAGUUUCUGAAACUUACACGUUUACAUAAUUUAGCUGACAUUACCCCAGUUACAAUCACUGUACUGUGUCUUUCAUUAGAAUUAUAUUAUAUAAACCAUUUUAUAGA
Messenger RNA from Sander lucioperca (pikeperch), 3829 nucleotides. It is a transcript of the gene alpk1, whose product is annotated as alpha-kinase 1. NCBI's taxonomy places the organism in Eukaryota, Metazoa, Chordata, Actinopteri, Perciformes, Percidae. The record is from RefSeq and is a predicted model, not a curated record. Gene Ontology annotation, molecular function: protein serine/threonine kinase activity; ATP binding. Bases 232 to 3633 code for a protein of 1133 amino acids. Gene Ontology annotation, biological process: protein phosphorylation. The transcript is spliced from 14 exons.